Molecule: messenger RNA, 1613 nt
Organism: Hibiscus syriacus
Lineage: Eukaryota; Viridiplantae; Streptophyta; Magnoliopsida; Malvales; Malvaceae
Product: UDP-glycosyltransferase 90A1-like
Exons: 1
Coding region: 33-1454 (473 amino acids)
Molecular function (GO): UDP-glycosyltransferase activity
Source: RefSeq, a predicted model, not a curated record
CAUAAUCACAUAUACAAUCAGAGGAAAGCAAUAUGGAUAUAGAUUCCUGUAAAUUUUCAUCCCAUCAUGUAGUUCUUUUUCCCUUUAUGUCCAAAGGCCACACCCUACCGAUUCUUCACCUAGCCCGCCUCCUGAUCCGCCGAGGUAUGGCGGUGACACUGUUUACCCCCACCGGCAACCGACACUUUAUUGCGAACUCUCUUGCUGACACAUCCGUCUCCAUCAUCGAAAUUUCUUUCCCACAAACUGUCCCUGAAAUCCUACCCGGUGUUGAAAGCACCGACGCAUUAUCUUCGAUGACUCUUUUUUAUCCAUUUUGCAAAGCCACAAAGCUGAUGCAAGCGGAAUUCGAGAGGAAGCUGGAGGUUCUGGUUCAGGUUCAACCAGUGAGCUUCAUGGUGUCGGAUGGGUUCCUAUGGUGGACCCUCGAGUCUGCUUCGAAGUUUGGGUUCCCAAGGUUGGUGUUUAUGGGCAUGAACCAGUUUUCUUCAAGUGUGACCAGAGCUGUAGUUGAAGACAGGCUUUUUGAUAGGGUCGAGUCAGAUGAUGAGUUAUUCACUGUAACUCAGUUUCCAUGGAUUGAGGUUACAAGAAACGACUUCGAUUCGACAUUUCUUGAGAAUGAUCUUUCAAAGGAGGUAUUCAUGGAUCAAAUUAAAUCAAUAUCAAACAGUUAUGGGCAUAUUGUUAAUAGCUUUUAUGAGUUGGAAAAAGUUUAUAUUGAUCAUACGAACAGCAAGGGAAGCCAAAAGACUUGGUGCGUAGGACCAUUGUGCUUAGCUGAACCGGAAUCACCCGAACCCCAAAAGAAACCCUUUUGGAUUGAUUGGCUAGACGAGAAGCUAGCUCAAGGGUGCUCUGUUUUGUACGUGGCGUUCGGUUCUCAAGCCGAAAUCUCCCCCGAACAACUCCAACAAAUCGCGACCGGAUUGCAGGAAUCAAAGGCAAACUUUUUGUGGGUGAUAAGAAAGAAAGAAUCCGAAUCAAUGGAUACUGAAGGUUUAGAGGAAAGGGUUAAAGGGAGAGGCAUGGUGGUGAAACAAUGGGUGGAUCAAAGGCAAAUACUGAAACACCAAAGCAUCCAAGGAUUUUUGAGUCACUGUGGGUGGAAUUCAGCAUUGGAAAGCAUGUGCUACGGUGUACCAAUCCUUGCAUGGCCAAUGCUAGCUGAGCAGCCAUUGAAUGCGAGAAUGGUGGUGGAGGACAUUAAGGUAGGGUUACGAGUUGAAUCCGGAAGAAAUGGGAUGAAACCAGGGUUCGUCAAAUGGCAAGUGUUGAUGAAGAUGGUGAUAGAGUUAAUGGAAGGAGAGGCGGGAAAACAAGCGAGGAAAAGAGUGAAAGAAGUUGCAGAGAUGGCUAAGAUGGCUAUGGAGGAAAAUAGCGGUUCUUCUUGGAAGACAUUGAACUUGCUUAUUGAUGAAAUAUGCAACAAGGAACAACACGUCCGUCAUUGAAGAUGUCUGUCGUUUUGGAAAGAGGACAACAUGAUACGUGACAAUCCAGUAGUGCUUUGUAGACAGCUUUUCUUGGAAUUAUUUGUCGUGAUACGUACCUAAGGUUUUGGGGUUAAUCAUUGUUGAUAUUAAUUAAUGAUUUCACUAAAAUUGAAAUUA